Messenger RNA from Hippoglossus stenolepis (Pacific halibut), 4777 nucleotides. It is a transcript of the gene znf384a, whose product is annotated as zinc finger protein 384 a. Gene Ontology annotation, cellular component: nucleus; chromosome. The coding region runs from base 315 to 2099 and encodes 594 amino acids. Gene Ontology annotation, biological process: regulation of transcription by RNA polymerase II. The record is from RefSeq and is a predicted model, not a curated record. NCBI's taxonomy places the organism in Eukaryota, Metazoa, Chordata, Actinopteri, Pleuronectiformes, Pleuronectidae. Gene Ontology annotation, molecular function: RNA polymerase II cis-regulatory region sequence-specific DNA binding; DNA-binding transcription factor activity; chromatin insulator sequence binding. The transcript has 12 exons.
AUUUUUAUUUCUGUUUGCACCGAACUAGGAAUAACUCGUUUUUUUUCUCCAGGGAUUCAAACGUGCAACCUCAACACUGGCUCUGUUUCUGUGACAGAUACACGAGCACUGCAGAAAUUAUAAGUUUUGAAAGGUGGGACCGGAAACGCGGCGGCUUGACUAUGUGCGACUUGACGCUGACGACGAGCCGGAGGGAAAAAAAGCGAAGAAGAAAAAAGAGGCAGAUCUGAGGUUUGAGGAUUUCAACAAAGUUUCAUCCGUCGGGACGCGCGGAGGCUGCGGGGGGUCGACGGGACCCCGAUCUCACCGAAAUAAUGGACGAUUCUCAUUUCAACUCAUCAUACUUUUGGUCUCCUGUCCCAACUGUACAAGGACAGAUUGAGAACGCCAUGUUCCUGAACAAGGCAAAGGAGCAGCUAGGCCUGGAGAAGGCCAAUACAGCCUCCUUCUCUCACUCCUCUGCGUCUUCCACCUCCUCCCCCCACUACCCUAUGGCUGUGCUCGCCAUCCCCGGCUCAGUGGACGCAGGGGCCGGUGUUCGACUGGUCCCGAAACAGGAAGGAAGUGGGGGCAGCGCAGGAGGAAAUGGCGGAGGCAGUGGCAGCGCACCAUUAUUUGCAAUCGGGGGGCACCUGCACCAAUCGCAAACCUCCCAGAACGUCACCGUUGUGCCCUCCACGGGCAUCAUGACUGCAGCGGGGUUAGUGAUCACCACCUCUCAAGGCACACUGGUCCCCACUUCCUCCACGCAGUCCUUUGUAGCAGGACCCCACACUGCCACCACCAUGAUAGUGUCUGCAGUGCACCCCUCAAACACAGACAAGAAGCAGGACCUUGCCAUCCCUCCUGCUGUCUUAAUGCCGACGCCAUCAAAGCGAGGCAGGAAGAGCAAACAGGUGAUGAGCAGAGUGGCGGGAGUAGGUGGGGUCCUCCCUCCAGGAAGCGAUACAUUAAUACUUGCACAUCUAGCUGCUGGUGGACAGCACCACACUGCUGAUCCAUACGACCUGUCAAAUGAUGAGGAUGAUCAUACUAGCAAGGAUGGCCCCAAAUCCUACAGGUGUCGGAUGUGUGCAGUGACGUUCUUCAGCAAGUCCGACAUGCAGAUCCACGCCAAGUCCCACACCGAGGCCAAGCCCCACAAGUGCCCCCACUGCUCCAAGUCGUUUGCCAACUCCAGCUACCUGUCCCAGCACAUCCGCAUCCACAGCGGGGCCAAGCCCUACUCCUGUACCUACUGCCAGAAAACAUUCAGGCAGCUCAGUCACCUACAGCAGCACACACGAAACCACACUGAGUCCAAGCCCCACAAGUGUCCCCACUGCUCCAAGUCGUUUGCCAACUCCAGCUACCUGUCCCAGCACAUCCGCAUCCACACUGGGGCCAAGCCCUACUCCUGCUCCUACUGCCAGAAAACAUUCAGGCAGCUCAGUCACCUACAGCAGCACACACGGAUUCACACCGGUGACCGGCCGUACAAGUGUAACCAUCCUGGCUGUGAAAAAGCUUUCACCCAGUUGUCCAACCUACAGUCUCACCGUCGGCAGCACAACAAAGACAAGCCGUUCAAGUGCCACAACUGUAACCGUGGUUACACAGAUGCUGCCAGCCUGGAGGUGCACCUGUCCACACACACUGUCAAACAUGCCAAGCUCUUCUCCUGCGGCCUCUGUAACCGAUCCUAUACCUCGGAGACGUAUCUAAUGAAACACAUGAGGAAGCACAACCCCGACCCACUAACAGUGGCAGCAACAGUAGCUGCUCAGCAGGCCCAGGGCCUUACGCCAGGCGGAGGAGGGGGCAGGGGCCGAGGCCGUGGCCGAGGGAGAGGAGGCGGUGCAGGCAGAGUGAGCCAGCUCCAAAGCCAGAACAACCCAAAUAUUAGCAACCAGAACCCUAACGCAGGACCCCCAGGCAGCUACCAGCAACCCACGGAAGCUGUGGUUCAGUGCCCGUUUGACCUGCAUCAAUACAAGACAGUGGCAGCCGGUGAGAUCCAGUACAAACCGGUCUCGGUGGCAGACCUGCCGGUGGUCCACAAAGACCUUUGCCUCACUGUCUCCACAUCAGCCAUACAGGUGGAGCACAUGAACUCAUAGGCUGCAUCUUCCCACUCUGAGGAAAUACUUAAUGUGUCUGCAGUGUAAAAACAAAAGCUCCAAAUGAACAACUAAUUUGACUGUAUUCAAUAUUGUAGCUUUUUUUAAAUGAGGAAAAAAAUGGCUAAUAUGGUGGAAGUUGUUAACUAGAUCAUCUGGUUUAUUGAUACUUGUAUAAGGAACCAGUGGAAUCCAUUUUGUUUCACUUCCCUGUGGCUUCGAGUGACAAUAUUUUUAAAGGAGUUACUCGCUUAUGGUCAAAAAUUCAAAAUUUCUAAUCCCGUUCACUCAAUGCCAUUUUUUCCUUCAUUUUAAGAAGCUUUAAUGUUGAGUAGAGGAUUAAAUUACUUGGUCAACCACAGAUAUUUUACUAUAUGUUUCACGAUUCCUGAGCCAACAUGGUGCAAAGUUUCUCUCAAUAGAAAUGCUGGUCGAGGAAAGAGAUAUAAGAGGUUUAUUCUUCAGCCUGGAGCAACGUUCCUCCAGUUUGUGAAGACUCCCGAAUCCUCAUCUGAUAUUUUAAGUCUUUUGAUGAUUAUUGAGGUGGAAAUUAAAUCCAGACCUGAAGCAUCUUUAUUCUAAUUUUAACUUAAAUCAACUUGCUCUUUAAAAUGCACUUAAAAUCUUAAACCAGCAGUCCUGCUCUGAGAAUCUUGCUGAAAGCGGCUCACCGGUGUCACAUCUCUUUUUGAUUGCAUUGUUUGCAAUAGGCAUCAUUGGAGGAUUGAGGUGUAAAAUAUCUGUAAAAAGAAAAAUUACAUUGUUCUCUGCACAUUUACAGUCCAGAGAAUGGUGUGUUUUUUUUUAACACAUUCAGAUCACAUUAAUCUGAACAUUCUCCAGUAUUUAGUUCAAGCCAAAACAAGGGACGGAAAGAAGAAGGAAGUCUUGAAAAAAGAAAUUCUGAAAUGCAACUGAAACAGCGACGCAGUGCUACUGAAAGAUAAGGGCAGACUAGAAAAAUCUGAAUGAUCCUGUCAAAGUGAAGCUGGAUCAGAUGAGCGGAAACAAGGCCUUAGAAGGGCUGAAGAGCAGCAGGAAGAAAAGGACGUGGUGUGUUCUGGAAUCGGUUUAAAGCCUGAGGCUGAAUCUCAGCGUUCAUUUCACAAAUCAUGAUGUCCUUAUUUACACCCACCUCCCCUCAGACAUUGAGGAGCUGAGGAGCCAUUUCCCAAAGUAUUGAACGACGGAGACGGAGCGGUUGGAGAAUGCACUAAAUGUGAGGAAUCUGCAGCAGAGCAAGAUGUAAACACGAGAGGGAGCGAGUGGGUCGCUGGGGCGGGAGGGGUCAUAAAGAAAGCACUUAGUGAAGCUCGUACUUCGCGCCUAUGUUUGUCAUCAUUGUACUUUUUUUAAUAUAUCAUGUAUGUAUUUUUCUACCAACAGAGGAACGUAUGAACAAGAGAGAGAAAGCCACGUGAGUGCAUGAAUGUGAAGGGAACAGGGAAAAGUCUGUACAGAGUGUUUUUGUUCCUUUUUUUUCUUACUAUUCAGAGGAAGACAGUUAACUAACCUCCAGUGAGUAGAGACUGCCCAACUCGACAUUGUUGGGGAAAUAAUGAUUGUGUGAUAAAAAUGGCUGACAGGUACUGUUAUCAAUCUUUUUUUAAAGACCUUUUCAUACAUAUUAUUACUACUUUCAUUAUAACUGUAUUGCAAAUAUUAUCCACAUUAUUAUCAAACUGAGGCAUUAUUGUAUUUCAGUAUGCUGUACAUAAAAUAGAUAGAAAAGACUUUUUCAUCUGUAAAAGGGAAGUGUGUCCUGUGUAAUGCAUAUACAGAAACUAAAGGAACUCAUAUUAACAAGUACCAAAUCAUUGGCCGUGUCCCAGGUCACCUUAACACUGACGAAGUGUAACUGCUACGCUCAACAAAGUCUGCAAAGAAUGAUAAAGAAAAGUCUGAGGUGUUUGGGAAAUUUCCAAAACGUUUGUUAAAUUAUGGCAAUUUGUUUUUCGUCCCUUCUGUAACAUGUGACUAAAAAAACAUUUGCUGCACUUUCAAUCACACUCAUCCAUUAAACUUUUCUAGACUUCAACCGAACCUCAAAAAUUACAGAGCAGUUGGCAGAGAUGGAGUUGGGGUUAAGAUAAUCCUUUAAAUUUGCCAGAAGGGGGUUCUCACAAAAUUGUCGUUGCUGUGGUCCCGCUGGGAAUUUCUCCAUGAACACUUUAACUUUGUUAAUCUUAAUUCUUAAAAAAUGGCAGUCCUAUUUUGAAACCACAUUUAAUUUCACUCUAUCCAGAUUAUCAUUUGGACCUGCACCAAAUUGCAAACACUGUUAACAUCAUAAUCCUGCUAACGACGAAACAAAUGCAGACAAAAACAUGACCUCCUUGGUGGAGGUAACAAGGCUGUGACAUUGUUGACCUGGGACACUGCCGCCAUGUUUUUGUGCUCUACCCAAUCACAAUGUUCUAACGGCCUCUACACAGGGCUGAUGUCUUCAUAUAUAUUCCUCCCUGUACUUCAUUGUGUCUUUUUAUGAAAAAUAACCCAUUCUCAAUAUUCAUGUUAAUGUUAUUACUGAUUUUCCUGAUAAUAAUACAGUAAUUAACUGCCCUCUUAUGCUACACUCUGGCAUACUGUAUGCACAGUUACACCUCUUGCUCAUCUGAACAGACUGUUUCUUCCCUUAAGGAGAAUAAAGUUUAAAAAAACAGUUUAUGAAGAAAUUA